Diversispora eburnea is the source of this 186-nucleotide messenger RNA. The record is from the annotation of a GenBank genome assembly. NCBI's taxonomy places the organism in Eukaryota, Fungi, Glomeromycota, Glomeromycetes, Diversisporales, Diversisporaceae.
AUGCCACUUGUAAAACGAGUGAUGUUUUAUGUGUUUCUUGGUAUAACUGAAAAUAAUGAUGUUCAUACUAUUAAAAAGCAACUUGAAGUUGAAUUGGAAGUACCAGGACUAGAAGAAUCCUUAAAAAAUAAACAAAAUCCUGUUAAAUUAUGUUUAAUAGAUUUAGCGGAAGCCAUUAAUUACUAA